AUGCCAUUAGCUCAUCUUCGUCAACGACGUCAAGACGUACAACCCCUUUCCUCUUCCGAAUCUUCUUCACCAUCAAAUUCACCAGACCUACCAACUUCCUACUUCUACUACAACGACAACGACAACAGUAACAACAACAAAAUCCCUCUGUUCAACAAAUUCGUCGACGCUCCAGCUCACCCACCACUGGCACUGGACCUCAACUACUCGUUUUCUUCAUCCAACGACCCUUACUACAUCGACUCGAGACAGUCAACACCGUCAGACCGCUUCAACUUCGGUGUCGCGGAUACACAAUAUAUGCAGAACAGUUCGUCGCAAUACCCACAAGUCCGCGUUCCGCAGUCGGCGACCAACGGACUGCCUUCAGCGACCACUCCUCCGCCCAUGAUCGAGGAUUUCUCCCAGCAGUCGUGGAACAACACAUACCCAGACAACUCAUACCUGGCACCUUCUCCACAACAGCAAUACAAUCCUCCCGCGAGCUACAGGACCCAUAAAAGACUUCCGUCAGACUCAUCCGUUGCGUCCGUGGGACCGGAUUCUCCCUACACUCAAUCCGCAACAUAUCCCCGAAUAGUUGACCCAGACGUGCAAUCGAUACAUUCUGCGCACCUGGAAAGUUGGGAUCACUCGUAUCCGACCGUCAGCCAGUAUCCAAAGCCGGCUUACACGCCAUCUUCCAACAGCGAUCUAUUCUACAACCAGGCCUUUCAAUACUUCAAUCCAGUAUCCAACGAUGCCGUCGCGAUGAUGGCCACUCAGACAGCAAUGAGUCAAGCUAUGAAUCAGCAACGUGCAUCAAACAUGAAUGGAGCACAGAAUACAUCGCGGAGAACAUUCGCUGGAGGGGUUGAUUCGUCAACAGACAUGCGCAGCAACACGCCGCAGCUGGACAGAACCAUGUCAGAUGUGUAUCAAGAUGAGCUGUACAAUCCGGCAAUGGCGCAAUCAGCUCCGUCAUCGCAGCCUCGCCAGCAACAAGCACAAGGGAAUACUGUGUCACCGCACAGAAGUGCCUUUUCAGAUCUACUGCAAGUUGCGAAUACCGGCCACCUGACCGCGAGGUCAGCUUCACCAGCCGUCAACGUCUCUCGGCAGCGGUCGCCAUUUCGUGAGAGCUCACAGUUCGCGGUGGAUGGGGGCCAUUCAAAUCCGAGCAGUCCCGCUGGCGCCACUCGCUUAACCUCGGCCGCCCAAUUGAGACUGCAGCAAAAAGUGGAAGCAGAUGCUCACGCAUAUGCGCAACACCACCCACCAUCUCGCCAGGGGUAUCUGAACCCCCCAAAAACCAUUUCGCCAAAGGAGGCGCUUCUGGACUACGAUAAUACAGAAGAAGAUGUCAAGGUUCCCCUCGUUCCAUCAGUAAAACGCGAACCUCAGUUUUCUUCGCAAAACUCUAACAGAGGAUUACAUCGUGGUGACACCGACGAGAGUAGCAACAACGAACAAAACUACCCUUCAAUGGAACCAAGCAGACCCGAUAGCUCCUCAUCUUCUGCACCUCACCCGUCCGGUCCAGGCUUCAUGCCUCCAUCAGCGCCCCCAAUACCACAACAGUAUCCAUUUAUUUCGGAGUCACGCCGCCAGAGCAGUAGCAUGCGCGGCGGCUCAGACCAGGUGCCAGAGUUCCCAGCAUCCUUGACCUCAAUGGAGUCUACCAAGAGCGAGACUGGCCAGGCCGAAAAUGUCAGAAUUAUACCAGAAGCUGACCAAAGCCUCCGCUCACCACCAUCCUCACAAGAGGCACCCAUAUCCCGCCCGGCUAACACGGCCGCCUCUUCAGGCACCUACACAUGCACCACUCCGGACUGCCACGCGCGCUUCGAUACCGCCACAAAACUUCAAAAGCAUCGUCGCGAAGCCCACCGUGCUUCAUCCCAAUAUGCAUCUACACCGACGACUCCUACGUCUGCCACGCACAAUGCACAAGCUGCGGCCAACAAUGUCUCCCGCAACAACCAACCUGGGCCACACAAAUGCGAGAAGGUCAAUCCUCAAACCGGCAAGCCUUGCAACACAAACUUCAGCCGCAGCUACGAUCUUACGCGACACGAAGAAACGAUCCACAACAACCGCAAGCACAAGGUACGCUGCCAUUUGUGCACGGAAGAGAAGACGUUCAGUAGGAACGAUGCCUUGACAAGACACAUGCGCGUCGUGCACCCAGAUGUGGAAUUUCUAGGAAAGUCACGGAGAGGGCGAAAUGAGGGCGUGGAUGUUGUGAGGCAGAGGAUCGAGACAGGACGCGGAGGACGAUGA
Letharia columbiana is the source of this 2262-nucleotide messenger RNA. RefSeq lists its product as uncharacterized. Gene Ontology annotation, cellular component: nucleus. Gene Ontology annotation, biological process: regulation of transcription by RNA polymerase II. NCBI's taxonomy places the organism in Eukaryota, Fungi, Ascomycota, Lecanoromycetes, Lecanorales, Parmeliaceae. Bases 1 to 2262 code for a protein of 753 amino acids. The transcript has a single exon. The record is from RefSeq and is a predicted model, not a curated record.